Coprinopsis cinerea okayama7#130 is the source of this 2562-nucleotide messenger RNA. RefSeq lists its product as hypothetical. Gene Ontology annotation, cellular component: Rpd3S complex. The transcript is spliced from 13 exons. Gene Ontology annotation, biological process: regulation of transcription by RNA polymerase II. NCBI's taxonomy places the organism in Eukaryota, Fungi, Basidiomycota, Agaricomycetes, Agaricales, Psathyrellaceae. The coding region runs from base 1 to 2562 and encodes 853 amino acids. The record is from RefSeq and is a predicted model, not a curated record.
AUGGCGACGACGGCUGCGUUGCCGCCAUACAUGUUGCCAGGGGUGCCUGUGCACCAACCAGCCCAUCUGGAAGGGGAUCCAUCGCUUGCGACAGAAAUUCUGCCUGGGCCGCCGUCGCUGGUCUCCGCGCAACAGUCUGCCCAAAAGCGCGAUCCCAAGAAACCCUCCACCUUGUAUUCCUAUCUGCCGACUACAGAUCCAGGAUCGACCUAUUCUGGUGUCAUGCACGGUACUCUCAUUGGCCUUGAAGAACCCAGCUCCAAACGCCCCAGGCCCGACAAAGGCAAUGGGAACGCUUCAGGCUCAGGACACCAGCCUAUCGUUUUGGACGCAGAACCCUCCGGCUCAGGUGCUGUGGAUGACGAAUUGGUGGUGUCUCGCUCCAACUCUUCCCUCAACCUCCAAGACCCGCCCCCGCAGCCGACGGCCACCAAGACCUCUAAACGUGACAAAGGCAAGGGGAAGGACACUGGAACACCGCCUGUACGUGUCAAGGAGGAGCCAAAGUCUACAGCGUUGAACACGCCUGAACCAGCUGCCACCAAUCUGCUAAACAACAACGACCACUGUUCUGCUUGUCGAUCUACUGGGUCUCUAGUCUACUGUGACGGGUGUCCGCGAGCUUUUCAUCUCUGGUGUCUCGACCCGCCCAUGGAGAGCAUUGAUGAAGGCGAUAGUCGUUGGUUCUGCCCUGCGUGUGAGAUCCGGAAGAAACCUCCCAAGAAGCGACCAGCCUCCCUCCUAGCCCCCCUCUUGCAUCAACUGGAUAUGUCUAUACCCGUCGAAUUUCAGCUUCCUGAUGACAUAAGGAACUUUUUCCGGGAUGUUGGUUCAGGUCCCAGAGGAGCAUAUGUCGAUUUGCAGGAACAUAAACCGCCGCGACUAAAUCGGCAUGGACAACUGGAAGAGCGGGAUCCGCAUAGACUCAAGGACAGAAACGGCGCCCCUGUCCUGUGUUUCAAGUGUGGCAUGUCAGCCCUCCCGACGGGAUUGGCGUCGAUGGUUCCUACCACGAAACGACCUCGGAGAGCUGCUUCAAAAGCAGUCACACCCGAGAACUUCAAAGAUAUUGUCUCUUGCGACUUCUGCAGCCUCCACUGGCAUCUCGAUUGUCUCGACCCCCCUCUCUCCGCAAUGCCUCCGGUGAACAAGAAAUGGUCUUGUCCCAACCAUGCUGAACGCCUGAUUCCUUCGAAACGCCGUAUCCCUAAACACAAUGCAUCCCCCAUCGAGGUCACGAAGCCACGCCAAUGGAACAAUGGUCACAUCGACGUCAUCCAUCCUGAGACGUCUACCACAGAGGCGCGGCCGCGGGUCCAGGUGGACGAGGUGUUGAUCAACGGCCGUCGGUAUCGUGUCCCUGAAAAAAUCAUCAUCCUCGACUUUUGGAACAAAGUCAGUAAACAUGACUUGUCAGAGUCGAAGGAAGUGGAGAUGGCUUCAGGGCUUUCAUCACCUUUGACGGAACUCAGCUCGCUUGAAGAUGAUGAACCGUCACCUCCCGCUGAUUUUGAUGAGCAAUUGGCAGCACAGGUCUUAUUCAGUCUCUCGCAUGGAAAGCCCUCUGCCCCUCCUGCGACAACCACUGGCUUGAAGGCCAUCAUCAAGCCACCUCGACCUCCUGCUACAGCCACGCCGGCUGCGAAUGGCGUUGCAUCCUCUUCUACCAGCAUCCCGGCCGCUGCUGCACCUCCAGCACCUCUGACAUCCACUUCAACUUCCGUUUCUACCCGUCCCAGUAGAUCGGCAAAGAAAGCGGCUUCUUUGAAAAUCACAUCAGUGCUAAAUACAGAUUUGAAUGGUCUCAGCCUUGACGGCUCGACGCCUUCGUCAAGCGUGCCACGGGAAACCGCCCCUCCCAAAGCGACUGCGCCUGCCUCCUCUACACGCAAGACGAAAUCUAGGCGCCAGACACAAGCGCAGUCGAUUCAGUCGGACCCAAGUACCCGAGAACUUCGAUCUCGUAGUCGCAUUCCAACUCAGGACAGUUCCAGCAGCGUUGCCUCUGUCAAGAUUGUCAAGACCAAUGCCGCACCCAGCCCAUCUGAUUCAAGUGCAACGACUGCUCCCCCUACAUUUCGGACCAUUAGUGUGAAGGCAAGGAUGGAAGAGGUUGACCACGGACUCUCGUUGAUCAAUGGACAUGAGGCCAGCUCUGUGUCAACGAAUGGAAGCCAGCCUACCACGCAAAGGCGUCCGAGACAAGCACGAGUGCCAGCCGCCGAUGUUCCAGCGAAGGAAAGGCGGAGUCGGAAGCGGAAAGUCAGGGAGGACGAGUUACCAGAAGUCAAUCCCAAAGCAGCUGCAGAAGGUAGGGGUAAUGAAGGGAAGAGGUCGAAGAAAGGCGCGAAAGAAGAUGCUGCAGGGCGAGAUAAGCAUAAGGCCACUGUCUCGACUCCGCUGAGGACGACGACUUCGACGAGCACUGGUUUGGAGAUAACUCCAACUUCGUCCUCUCGGCUGCCUCCCCUUACGCCUUUGACUGCGACACCUACUCUCAAGAUCCGACUACCGCGCCUUGGAAGCACUAGUAAAAUUGCAGCACCUUCUCUCCAUGGUUAA